Molecule: messenger RNA, 576 nt
Organism: Neurospora hispaniola
Lineage: Eukaryota; Fungi; Ascomycota; Sordariomycetes; Sordariales; Sordariaceae
Exons: 1
Coding region: 1-576 (191 amino acids)
Source: RefSeq, a predicted model, not a curated record
AUGUACAACUACAGAUCUCUACUGAUAUUGUCCAAAUCUUCCUCACUUGGCUUGACUGCCGUCUGCUGGAAGGCGUGUCAUGAACUGCCAAGAGCUGAAAGAGGGACCAGCAUAUUAAAGUCCAUGACGUCCCAAGUAGUGUACCGUCUACAAGUUGCCCCGGGAUCACUCAUCGUAAAAUCCCCAAAGUCGACCGCAAGCGGGUGGGUUUUUGUGGGCUUCAGCAGAUUUCCCGUGGAUUCACCUGAAUUUCUGCAUCUUUAUCAGAUUCGACAAGAGUGGGUUUUCCUCAUUGAACACCGACGUGCCCAAUCAGCGCUUUACCAAAACCAACUAGUCCGGCUGUCGGUUGUUAAUCACCGGCCGUUCCUUCCACGCACUGCCGCCCGGUAUCCUGUAAGUUACAUGUAUGUAAUUACGGUAACAAAACGCCGGCCAGACACAACCAACACUCACUGCAAGCCGCUGUCGGGUUGUCGAGCAAUGCCGGCACUGCGUCUCCACCGUCAUCAACCAAACACCCGACAACCUACACUACCUUUGUACGCUGCGGUAGCAACUCCAUCAACGACAUGA